GACAACUACGAGUGACAAUUAGGAGAAAUAAAACAACAACAAAUGUAAACAACGAUUAAAAGUGUAUAAAAUCUUUAUUUAAAUACAAAUUAGUAAAUAUAUUUUAUUACAUAGACUUUAGACUUGUAAAAUAAAUUAUUUCCACGUUAAUGUACAACUUCGGAACAAUUGUACCUACAAUUGCCACUGUUUACAUUUACAAUUAAGCAUUAAUAAUACGUUAAAAUAAUCGUAACAUAAACAAUUUGUUCUCCAUUUUUCAAAUGCUUGCCGUCUUAUUUUUAAACCGUAUGAAUACUAGGCAAAGGAAUGCCCCUAAAGUGCCUGUUACGAGAAGAAAAAAGAAAAAAUCUAAUACAGAGAUUUGUAGAACAUGUUUGAGUACUGAUGGCUUGGUGUCUCUUUUCUACAGUAAGGAAACAGAACAGAAAAGAACGGAGGAUUUGAAAAUGCUUACCGGAUUAGAGAUAAAAAUGAAUGAUGGUCUCCCACAAAAAAUAUGUACAAAAUGUAUUGAAAUUAUGAAUUCAGCAUUGGAAUUCAGGUUCAAGAGUGUAAAUGCAGAGAAAAGGCUGCUCGGCAUGCUGUCAAAGAAGAAAGCCCGGAAGAUUGGUGGAGCCCCCCCAGUUAGCAACCAAAGCGUGGGCUUUGACUAUGGGCUUUAUCAACAUGAAAUUCAUAAUGAUCAUGACUAUAUAAAAGUUAAACAUGAUGAGCUCAUGCAGAAGUUUAAAAAGAAAUCCAUACAAAGAAACCCAACUAUAAUAACCGAGAAUGGUACAUACAAGUGCCAUAUGUGUGAGAAGGAAUACAAGAAUAAACAUACACUGCGCGCGCACAUCAACUUCCAUACAAACUAUUGUGUUUGUGAGACAUGCGGUAAAAGGUGUCUCAGCUAUCACUUGCUGCUGGCACACAAGCGAGCGCGGCACGGACACGAGCGGGUCCACUUUUGCGUAUACUGUGACUACAGUUCAGCCACGAAGGACGCUUUAGUGGUCCACGAGCGACGGCAUACAGGCGAGAAGCCAUACAUUUGCGACCAAUGCGGGCUCGCAUUCCACCGGCGCUCGAAUCUCGUUCAACACAUGGCCAUACACCUGCCUGAGAGUAACUACCAAUGUACCAUCUGCAACAAACGCGAGAAGUCCAAACGUCUACUCCAGCAUCACGAGUUCAAGGUGCACCGCGAGAAGCGCCACCGGUACGUGUGCCCGGUGUGCCGGGACGUGUUCCGCAGCCCCGCCACAGUGCGGCGCCACCUGACCAGGACUCAUGCGGUGCCCCGGCAGGAGCAGGGCGUCAUAGACAAGUUUGAGUUAUCAACUUUAAUGAACAGUCGAAUAACCGACAUGUAUUGUGAAAGUGUGGUCCAGGAACAGACGGUGAGCCAGCCGGAUGUGACCUCCGUACGUGUCAAGCAGGAGGCUCGGGAGCCACAGUCGGAUACUGAUGCAGUCAUUGCACCAGGGGCUGGUGUACAUGUCUAUUGUAGCACUAAACAGGAGAUCGUCCCCAUAUUUUACGAAAAGUCUCCACAGUCCAUAACAGAAGGAGACACUGUGCUGAAACAAUUGAUUAAACAAGAAAUCGUCGAGUAUGAUGUAGAUACAAGUGGUAUUAUGAAGACAGAGUGUGUUGCCAAUGAGGAAACGGCCCAUAUAAACAUAUUCUCUGGUGAAGAUAGUCAGCCAUCAACAAAAGAAUGUGAGAAUUAUGAUAUAAAAACUGAAUUGAUCGUAGAACCUAGUGAUUCAAAACCAGAGAUCGACUCUGAAAAUGUCCACAACUCUAAGCACCAAGACAGUGGUACAUGUGAGACAAAGUCAAAUGGUACAUUAGAAUGUCAUAUGUCAUCACCAGUAUAUACUGGACAACCUUACAAGCCUGAAACAAGUUUAAAAAAUAAAAAUGUACUAGUUCCUACUGCUGCAAAGCCUUACAGCUGUGAUGUAUGUCAGAAAUGUUUCAACACACGAGCGCAUUUGAAUGAACACACACGUAUACACAGUAGAGAAACUCCGUACACGUGCACCGUGUGUCAGAAGUCAUUCAAAACAAAAGCAUAUUUGAAAAAUCACUUCUAUAUACAUACCGGUGAAAAGCCGUACAGUUGUGACGUGUGCAAAAGAGGCUUCAGGAUAAAAGGACAUUUGGAGGACCACGCCAACAUACAUACUGGUAAAAGGCCGUACACUUGUGACAUAUGUAAGAAAUGCUUUAACACGCGGGCACAUUUAAAAGAGCACACGAUCACACACAGCAGCGAGACACCGUACACGUGCGAUUUGUGCAAAAAGUCAUUUAAAACGAAAGCGUACUUGAAACAGCACUUGACCACGCACACCGGUGAAAAGCCAUACAGCUGUGACGUAUGUAAAAGGGGUUUCAGAAUAAAGGCACACUUAGAAGAGCAUUCACACAUACAUACGGGUGAGAAGCCGUACAGUUGUGACGUGUGCAAGAAAAGAUUCCUCACGGUGAAACGUUUGAAACACCACUCGCAUAUACACACGGAUGAGAAAAUACGUUGUGAUGUGUGUAAAAAAUGUUUCAACUCGAAGCAAAGUUUAAAAGCACACUUGGCCACCCACACUGAGGAGAAGCCGUACAGCUGUGACAUAUGCAAGAAGUGCUUCACGAGGAAGUACAAUUGGAAACUACACUUGGAGAAUCAUGGCAGUGAACAGCCGUACACUUGUAAUGUGUGUAAAAAAUGUUUCAAAACGAAACCCAAACUGAAGAAACAUGUCUGCCUUCAUAUACACACCAUUGGGAAAUAUUUGUGCGUCCAUGCUGUUGGACAGAGCUGCGAUUAGAGUGCGAAGGAAUGUUACGUACUGGUUUUUCUGUCUAGAUAACUACUAAGAACCAACCCUCUAAACAAGGAGGGAAAGAGACUGUUAGUAAUGGAGACCACAGGAAACCACAGGACCAGGUCGACCUCCUCACGGUUCCCCCUGGAAACUAUCCUGGUUAAUUCCCAAUGAAUUCAUCAUGAUAGGCUAACUGGCCUGUUUUCAUUCUCACCUAUCACCCUUCACUGGUGCUCCGCCAGCGUAUACCGUUAGCGCAGGCGGGGUUACCGUACCAUUUUCACUCAUCAAAAAAAAAUACCACUAUCAAGCCUACAUAUAUAUAUAUAUAUUUUUUUUUUAAUGGUUGAUAAUGGAAUGGUAACCCCACCCGCGCUAUCGGUAUACACCGGCGGGGCACCAGUGAAGGAUGAUAGGUGAGGACGAAGCAGGCCAGUUAGCCCAUCGUGACGAAUUCAACAAGAAUUGUACACGAUGGUUUCCAGGGGGAACCACGUGGUGGUCGAUCUGAUAGGGCAUAUUGCUAGCAAUGUCGAACUCCAUUGCUAACAAUCCCUUUCCCCCUAAGUCUAUAUAUAUAUAUAUAUAUAUAUAUAUAUAUAUAUAUAUAUAUAUAUAUAUAUAUAUAUAUAUAUAUAUAUAUAUAUCAUAGACAUCAUAGAGGCAUAUUGGUGGAAAAGUGAUGAAAGAUAGUGAUAUUUGAUCAUUCCUAAUUUAAACAAUAAAGUUUAACAUUUUAUAAUUGUUACACGUUUGUUAACAAGGAUAUUAGGCAAGGAUGUCCUUAUUAUUUCUUUUAUUAAAAUUAUACGUCAAAAUUUAAAAAGUUUAUAA
Messenger RNA from Galleria mellonella (greater wax moth), 3650 nucleotides. RefSeq names its product zinc finger protein 250-like. NCBI's taxonomy places the organism in Eukaryota, Metazoa, Arthropoda, Insecta, Lepidoptera, Pyralidae. The transcript is spliced from 7 exons. Gene Ontology annotation, molecular function: zinc ion binding. Bases 264 to 2819 code for a protein of 851 amino acids. Gene Ontology annotation, cellular component: nucleus. The record is from RefSeq and is a predicted model, not a curated record.